Molecule: messenger RNA, 2630 nt
Organism: Guillardia theta CCMP2712
Lineage: Eukaryota; Cryptophyceae; Pyrenomonadales; Geminigeraceae
Exons: 8
Coding region: 42-2318 (758 amino acids)
Biological process (GO): protein O-linked glycosylation
Molecular function (GO): protein N-acetylglucosaminyltransferase activity; protein binding
Source: RefSeq, a predicted model, not a curated record
AUGAUGACAAGACAACUGAACAAGGACAUCACUGGAAGAACAUGAAGCAAAAAGAGCCUUGGAGGCUUGAGAAGUGGCAAAUGAGAACACGUGAGGCUAUUUUCACUAUCCUCCUCAUAUGUUGUGAAUGCCAGACUCCAGGUUGUGCUGUAGCUCACGAAGUGAGGGAAAUGAUACGACACAUGUGUUCUGGUGUAGACCAUAUCAUAGACAUGAGGCAACGAAAACGAACCUACCUGAUGUGCCUUCGUUGGGACCCGUUUGAUGUCGAGAUAAGAAUGUCUCUUGGUAUGCUUGCUCAUUCUCAAGGAUGGUAUGAUGAAGCGAAGUGGUUGUUUGAAUCGACUUUGAAGCUCCCAGUCAACUCUGCAGCUCAGCACGACGCUCACAAUUUUCUUGGUGUGAUGCACGAGACAAGCUUCAAUGACCCUGGACAGGCAAGACAACACUUCGAGGCUGCUCUCACAGUCAACCCCAUGUCUUCUCAGGCGCACCAUAACCUCGCCAAUCUUUACUGGAGAACAUGGAGGAGAGAGGAAGCUUUUGUCCACUACCGCAAGGCCCUUCAUAUUGAGCCCCACAACACUUUCUUUGUCUACGGCUUAGCAUCUGCGAUGCUCCAGUCUGAUGAAUCUCGUGAAUCUCUCGAGAACGCAAAGAUGUUGUUUCUCAAGGCCAUUACACUUUCGCCAAAUUUUGCAGAUGCGUAUAGAGGACUCGGUCAUGCUCUCCGGGAUCUCGGAUUCUACGAGGAAGCGUCGCGAGCGUAUCAAAAGUCGUAUCAGAUGUUCAGCCAUCUGAAAGGUGAACAACGGAUACUCCGUGCGCAUCAAAUCGAAGCAAAGCUCCUCCAUUUUAGCGCUCUCCUAGCCAUUUGUGAUUUACACAGCAUAGAAACCAUUCUCGCCGACGUCAAGGCGAGCCUUGGACAUUAUCUGGCAGGUCCUGACGAGGUGUCUUCGCACAAGGAUGCGAUCUCCUAUUACCUCGACGUGCACCCACUCAAUGUGAACCUCUAUGACAUCGCCCACAUUGUCGACCCCCUCGUCCUGUUGCAGAUUGCACGUAGGAGAGGAUACGCUCUCACGAAGCUUGUCAAAAGCACUAUUCUUUACCAGCAAAUUGAUUCGUCAAACACAUUUCAGAGAAAUGUCAAGUUGAAAAACGUUUUCAAGGUAGCAAUGCUAUCUUCACGAUUUGAUGGCGACCACUACAUUACGCAUGCCAUCAUCACUCUCCUCAAGGCAUGCAAGCCAGCACUUCUCAACGACAUCGUAAUUGAAUUUCAUGUCAUCUCUUCUGCGCGAGUAACCCCCACGAAGGAGCGCACGCUUGUGAUGGAGAAACUCAAGAACGAGUCUAAUUCAUUUAUCUAUGCAUACUCCAUGUCUUGGCAUCAAAUUGCACUUCACAUUAACAGCUUGAAUUGUCACUUGUACCUCGACCUCGACGGGUAUACUCGAGGAGCAAUGACAGAGGUGUCUGUACUUCAAGCUUCUCCUCUUCAAGCUCAUUGGUUCGGAAACUAUUCCAGUGACUUUGGAGGAUAUUCUUGGGGUGAUGCGAUGCCUACCCGACGAGAUUCCAGAGUUGUAGAUUGCGAGAUUUUGAUUCCAAAGAUGAAUCGAUCAAAGAUCAUCUUUGCCAACUUCAAUUCCCUUUACAAGAUUGAUCCAGCAUUAGUGAAUGUGUGGAAAUCAGCCCUCUUUUCUUCGAAUGACAAGUCCUGGCAACUCUGGAUAACAAACAGACCCAAGAAAGCAGCAGAAAAUUUGAAGAACCACUUGACAGACAGCAAGAAUGAAUUGAGGCAGUGGAGUGAAAGCGAGGAUGAGUCGCUUUCACAUCAAUUUUUCACAUCUCAAGAGAAAGAGAAAUUCUCCGAUGAGUUGAUACUUGUUACAGACUUGCAGUCAGCAAAGGACCAUAUCAGAGUCAAGUCCUGUGCCGAUAUUUUUCUCGACUCCUUCCGCCUUGGAAGUCACUCAACGGCUGCAGAUGCACUAGCCGCUGGCCUGGUGCUAGUCACUCUUCCGCAUAUAGGAGCGUUGUCUCGAGUUGCGUCAAGCUUACUGGCAGCCUCCGGUGCCAGUGCAACGAUUGUCAGAACCAGCCAAGAAUAUCACGACCUUCUUCAAGUUUGGACUCGACGGACUGUCUUGGGUGUGCGCUACAUGCGGAAGAGACUAUCAAGACGAGUUUACAGGUCGGAUAUCUGGAGGCACGAGCAAUGGGCAAAGAAAUGGAUCUCGCUGAUCCGCAUGUGGUGGGACGCGUAUGUGGCUUUGAGCUGCGAGUGGCAGCUGGUGGCUUCAUGAAGCAGCAGCACGUCCAUGAUGCCAGCAGCAAGCCCUCAUCAGCAGGCUGUAACUUCACAAUCAUCUGCCAACCCCUUCACUUGCUCAGCCGCUGGUCCGCCUGUGCCACCUCGAGCCCGAGACGUUUAAGUGCACGGGUCCGGUCUGAGUCGACAUUGUGUCUACAUCUUUCCGAUACUCUUGUCGUUUUCAUCCUCAGAAGCCAGCAAGAUCGCACAUGACAAAAAGACAUACAAAGCCUUUUCAUGUACAAUUUUUUUCACAAAAACAGCCAAGACUCGUUUGUUAGCAAUAUAUUUUUUGUGAACAAGU